This is a messenger RNA of Salvia splendens (bonfire salvia), 2697 nucleotides long. Its product is annotated as protein SUPPRESSOR OF GENE SILENCING 3. The transcript has 5 exons. The record is from RefSeq and is a predicted model, not a curated record. NCBI's taxonomy places the organism in Eukaryota, Viridiplantae, Streptophyta, Magnoliopsida, Lamiales, Lamiaceae. Bases 564 to 2375 code for a protein of 603 amino acids. Gene Ontology annotation, biological process: regulatory ncRNA-mediated gene silencing; defense response to virus.
GGAGUCCGAGGUAGAAAUACAAGGAUGAAUGAAUACAACGACAGUGUGCAACUGAGAGGAAGGAUAGAGAGAGAGAGAGACUGUGAUACAAUACAAGCCCUUCCCUUCCCUCUCGCUCUCCACUGAUUUCUUUCCCAAGGUUUUUUCUCUCCUCUUUAUGUUUAUCAUCAUGUGAUGUUACUUACUGCCCUCUGCUUAGUAUGAAGAAAGUGCGGGUUGUCAAUUUGUUGGAUGUUCUUUAAGUUUAAUUAUUUAUCUAUUUACCUGCUCUUUGUCAUGGUUGAUGGGAUACAUACAAAAUGUUUCAAGUCGGUACAAACUGUUUUAAGUUUAUGUAAAUCAUACAAGUAGUUUCAUUUUUGUUUUGAAUGAAUUCAUUGAUUCUUGUUUAUUGUAAGUAUGAACUUUGGGUAUAUGAAUGUAUUAACUUGAAACACUAAUGAAAGUGAUGAUGCUUGUUUCAUUGCUUGAUUCUUGUGUUUUGUCUUAAAUAUUACCCUCCUUUUGUGGCAUCUUCUGGAAAGUGAUGCUUACAUGACAUCCUGCUAUUGAUCAUUGUGGUCAUGAUGAAUUUGGAGAUGAGCUUGAGGAGAGGGGUUGGGUACUCUUCUGAUCCAUCCCUCAAGGGUAAAAGCACAGCAGAUGUAUCUAACUCCAGCAUGGAUCAGUUAUUGCGUGGUGUUUCGGAUAUGAAUGUGAAUCCUACAGAAGAUGACGGAUGGCAAGAAUAUGGAAAGAAAUCGAAGAACAAGAAUAAUGCCUCAAAACAGUGGGUGGUUCCUCAGCAUUCCACCCCUAAGGCAUGGGGUCAUGCUGAUACUUUGCAAAAACUUGGUAUGCGAACCGAUGGAGGAACUGGACAGGGCUCCAGUCAACAAUACUAUUAUGGCAGAGGGUAUACUAAGCAACAAAACUAUCCAGUAAUCCCCCCUCCUUUAAAGAAUGGAUGGGGAUGGAACACUAGAGCGGCUUCUUCUCAGCCCUCGGAUGAUGGUGUGACUCAGAAACCAAGUGCGCAAGCAGUUAAUAAUCAGCCCUUUAAGAGUGACGAAGUUGAUGAUGAGUCUGAUGACGUUGAUGACUCAGAUGAUGAGCUUAUGAGCGAUGAUUUUGAUUCAGAUGAAAGCCAGAAAAGCCACGAGACUAGAAAGAAGAACAAGUGGUUUAAGGAGUUUUUUCAGUGUCUGAAUAAUUUAACCGCCGAGCAGAUUAAUGAACCUGAAAGGCAGCAUUGCCCAGCAUGCCAAAAUGGCCCUGGAGCUAUUACCUGGUAUCAUGGCUGGCAACCGCUAAUUACACAUGCUAAGACUAAAAGAUCCAAAAGGGUGAAGCUCCACAGAGAGCUUGCUGAAAUCUUAGACGAGGAACUUAAAAGAAGGGGAAUAAUAGCAGUGCCAGCUGGUGAGGUAUUUGGAAAAUGGAAGGGUCUGGAUGAAAGAGCUGAUAAAGACAUAGUUUGGCCUCCCAUGGUGGUGAUUUUGAAUACCAAGCAUGACAAGGAUGAUAAGGAUAGAUGGAUUGGCAUGGGUAAUCAAGACUUGCUUGAGCAUUUCAGUGAAUAUUCUGCAGUUAAGGCAUGUAAUUCGUAUGGACCACAGGGGCAUCGUGGCAUCAGUAUGUUGAUUUUCGAGGCCACAGCAGUGGGAUAUUCAGAGGCUGACUGCUUGAGCGAGCAUUUCAAAGUCAGUUCCCGAGAUAGGACUGCAUGGCAUAGGAACAAGGUUCCGUUCUACCCUGGAGGCCAGCGGCAACUUUAUGGCUACAUGGCCGAAAAACAUGAUAUGGAGGACUUUAAUCAACAUUCUAAAGGUAAAUCCAAACUGAAGUACGAGGUCCGAUCUUAUCAAGAAAUGGUCGUGAAACAAAUGAAACAGAUGAGUGAUGGCAAUCAGCUGCUCAUGUAUUUUAAGAACAAAGUUGCCAAACAACAGAUGAACAUGAAAGCCCUGGAGCAGUCUGUUGAAAUACUAAGUGAAAUGCUGCGGAACACGACGGUAGAGAAUCAAGUAAUUAAGCUCAGGACACAAAAGCAUCAUGAACAAAACAAAGAAGAGAUGGAUAGUCAGGAGCAAUUCUACAAUGAGCACAUUCAACAGUUUUAUGAACGUGAAAAGUUAACUGAGUCCGAGGCAAAUAUUUCUUCUGCUGAAGAGCGAUUUCGCAGGGGUGAAGAGAUUUCCAGAUUGAUUCAGGUGCAGGACAAAGAGAUGAUGGAUGAGUUAGUCAGCAAGAGGGACAAGCUGAUGAAAGGCCAUGAAGAGCGAAGAUCUGCACUGAAGCGCAAGCACAUGGCUGAAGAGAUAGAGCUGGAGAAGGAGCUUGAUGAGGAAUUCAAUAAGCUCAUGGGGAAAUACACUCCGGCUGAAUCCAAGUAGCACGAUUCAGAGACGCAUGGGACAGCACUGACAGUGAAGAAGUUGUCUUUUCCUGUGCAUUUGAAAACAAAACAAAACAAAUAGUUGUCUUUGCUUCCAAGCACCAUAAACCCUAAAUCAAUUUUAUGGUCUGGAAUGCGAGGAACCUAUCCUGUCCGGCCGGGUGAAUUAUUUGGUCCAUUCUCACUCUGCAUGCGCUACCCGACCAGGUGGUUUGAAGGUUAUACCUACCCGGCCGGUGACGUGCCUUUGGUGUGCUUGUCCGCUUUGGCUUGGUUUCAUCAAUUUUCUCAACAUAUAUUGAACAAAAUCGUUAACUUAA